AUGAGCGUCAGCAACUGGAGCAGCAGCAGCAGCAGCGAGGACGAAGACGACGCCCCCGUGUGGUCGCCCGCGCGGCUCGCAGAGGAAGGCGUGGCCUACCGCGUCGUCGGCUUCGUCAAUGACAAAGUCAACAUCGAGAAGCUCGCGCUGCUCGUGCGCAAUGCGGACUACGCGCCCAGAAGCUUCAGCGCGUUGGUGAUGCGCUUCCAGGAGCCACGCGCGACUGUGCUGGUCUACAGGAGCGGCAAGUUUGUGGUGAUUGGGGCUACGAGUGUGGACGACUCCAAGCUGGCAGCAGACAAACUGGUCUCCAUUUUCAAGAAAGUUUCGUUUCCGAGCGACUGCAGCCCGUUCACUGUUCGCAACGUGGUGGGGUCGUCAGACGUCGGCUUUAGAAUACGACUGGAAGGCUUGGCGAGAGACCACCUGCGCUUCAGCACAUACGAGCCGGAAAUGUUUCCAGGGCUGAUUUACCGCAUGCUGCGACCCAAGUGUACUUUACUUAUCUUCAUAUCGGGCAAAAUCGUUAUCACGGGAUGCGAGUCCCCUGCACAAGGGGAGAAGGCGCUGGGUAAAAUAUUCCCCGUUUUGCUGCAAUAUCGUCUACGUGACGACAUCUCCAGUGACGAAGACGAAGACGAAGCAAUGUGA
This is a messenger RNA of Phytophthora sojae, 651 nucleotides long. RefSeq lists its product as hypothetical. The transcript is spliced from 7 exons. The record is from RefSeq and is a predicted model, not a curated record. Gene Ontology annotation, molecular function: DNA binding; RNA polymerase II general transcription initiation factor activity. Gene Ontology annotation, biological process: DNA-templated transcription initiation. NCBI's taxonomy places the organism in Eukaryota, Oomycota, Peronosporomycetes, Peronosporales, Peronosporaceae. The coding region runs from base 1 to 651 and encodes 216 amino acids.